Molecule: messenger RNA, 6108 nt
Organism: Pecten maximus
Lineage: Eukaryota; Metazoa; Mollusca; Bivalvia; Pectinida; Pectinidae
Product: thyroid adenoma-associated protein homolog
Exons: 39
Coding region: 134-5692 (1852 amino acids)
Biological process (GO): tRNA methylation
Cellular component (GO): cytosol
Source: RefSeq, a predicted model, not a curated record
UGAAAAAUGGCAGCUUCCAUGUUGAACGUGGAUCGUCAAGAAAAGUAACAAGUUUGGACUGUUGAUACAAUGUUCCGAAUACAUAAGUCGUUCAAGCUUGGACAUUUGAAAGCUGAUAAAGUAUUUUAAUAAUAUGGCGCCAUCUACACAGCGAUCAGCUCUUGUAGCUGACGAACAUCUCGAUGUUGAAUAUGCCCAGUACAUCCAGAAUCAGCACCAGAAAACAGAGGGAAAAGCCGACUUUAUUUUGGAAUUGAGACGACUGUUUGAGAAAAGUGAUGUCAAAGAACAAAUACCAUUGUUAAAACAAAUGUGUGUAAGUUUAAAAGAACAGUUGGGUGAUGACGAACUUACUAUACCAUUACAAGUAUUGGUCAAUAUCUACCUCAACUGUCAACCCAAACAUCCAGUCAAGCGGAUACUGGCCAGCACUUUCCAGAAUUAUCCCCCCUGUAUCAGAGACAGGGUGGAGAAGGUUUUAACAGAACAAGUACAGACAAAAAUAUCUACCUAUCAGAGGACAGUUAACACAAGUGUAAAUCUUUGGAGGUCAGUUGUGGACAUGGUGUCUUGUUUAAUGGAGAACUUCAAGCUGGGUGAAAAUUGUCUUCAUCAAAUAAGUUUGCCAAUGGUGAUGUUUCUGAGUGAAACUCUGUCUCAGUUCAUCAAACUUUUCAGUAGCAGCAUGUCUCCAGUCAAACAAAAUGAAUUGAUGCACAAUUGCCUGGCAACUCUACAGACAACCAAUAGAAUGCUUCAGAAAUGUCACAUGACUUUACUGGAGACUUUGGCUGAAUCUGAAUCACAGGAAAGUUUCCAGAGAUAUGCCAGUUCACUAAUGGAAUCAAACAUGGAAAUACUCAGAUCAGAUAACUUUAUGCUUGACUGUAAGACAAGUUGUGGUAUGAAUCUAGCCUUGCUGCUCAAACUGAUCUGCCCACAGGAAAUUGUUACCCAGUUAUUGCCUACUGUUUUGAGGAAACCCCAGACUACAGCCAAACAGUACCCCUGGUUAGAGAGGUGUGGUCUUUAUAACCUGUGUCAGGACACUCUAACCCCUGCCAGUCAUCUUUGUCUCUGUUACGGCCUGUUUGCACACCUUGAUCCAGCUGACCUUCUGUAUGAGUUCUCAGACAACACCUGUCUCUUACUGGACGUGUUUCCAGAUGAGUUUAUACAGUUAAAUCCUCAUGCCUGUUUGAAGGCUGAUUGUGUCACUCCUACCAUGAGGUCAAGGUUGAAAGGUGAUGAGGUCACGUUACAGAAAAUCCUACAAUAUGUUUGGGCCACUUGGGAAGACACAGUCGAUGCAAUACGGUUAAAUGCAAGAGACACAUUUACAAAUUCACUAAAAGUUCACGCUCUUGCCCAGCAGACAGAUCCAAGCCAGGACAGUUUCUUGCUGGAACUUGCUCGUACUCUGAUCCUGGACAUCAGUUGGUCAUGUAAAGGGAAGUACGGUAGUCUGUGUGGCAUUGUGGGAUAUGUUGGCACCACCCACUUCCUGUCGGUCUUACCCAGUAUGCCUAGGGAUGUCCUGGAGCAAAUGAAGGAGCAAACAUUAGCCUGUUAUGCCAGUGAGCUUUAUCAGAAGAUAUGUGAGACUCACCAAGAGGAGAUGAGGGAUUCUGCCGACCUCCAGGCCGAGUGGUUGACCCUGUGGGUAGACCCUGUCCUAGAGGUGUUGUCAGGAAGCCAUAAACUCCACAAACUCCAUGUCAUGGAGUACAUCCUCCCGAAGCUGUUGAAGAAUGGCAAGAAGACCCUUUACCACAUGGUUCAACAGCUGACUAGGGACACCAGUAAAGAUUCUUCAGAUCAUCGCCUUGGAGCCUUAGUGACUUGUCUGAGGAGAGCUCGAGUAAUGGGACUACUUCAGAACCAGGAGUCAGGGUCCCAGGAAUGUUUGUACGGAGCAGUCAGUGUGACAGUAAUCAAACAGGCUAUGGCUCACACUGAUGAACAGGUGAGACUAGAUGUAUUGGCUCUACUUUGUGAGAACCAGAGGUCAACUGAGGUCAUCAGUAAAACUGAAUUUGAUUUGCUAAAACAUUUCUUACCUUGGAACCUGAACAACCAAUCGCCAUCCUUUAGACAACACUUACUAGCUCACCUGAAGAAGUUGUUGUCUAGACUACAAGAAAGUCAGGUAACACUUCGGAGAAACAUGAAGAACAAGAAAACUGAGUCGGAUAUCAGGGAUUCGUACAGAGUCUCCCUAGGGAGUUAUCAGGAUUUUUUGGCCUGGUUAGUAGAACACCAGUUCCUGUGUCUGUCGGGUUCAUCCUUCGCCCGCCGUACCACCUGUCUGUCUAUCCUGUCUCUAGUCAUCAACUCUCACACAGGAGACGACUUUACUGACUACGUCCGUGCCCCACACCUACAGUCCCUCCUGGAAUGUCUCACUGACACCUUCGAGGAGAAUAAGAUGGAGGCCACUAAGAUUCUGCAGUACUGUUGUCAGGGCCAACAGGGCCUCUCACAUUUAGAGCCUCUCUUUGAUACGGCCUUGACCUUGGCAGCAUCAACACGACCUCAGGAUUGUACCACAGCUGCAUACCUUUUUAAAGUUCUUCUGGUUCAACCGGGAAUCUAUGACAUUCUGAAAAACUCAGACAGUUAUCAGGCAAAACUCUUCCUAACAAAACAGAUGGAAACAUUCUGUCUGCCUUCAGUGGAUAACAACCAAUCAGGACGGAGUCUGCUGUUGCUAUGGAUACUAUUAUCUUACCUGCAGGAUCAGAAGGAGGUUGCCAAGGGAAGCCUGAUCAUGGCUGCUGCCAAUCGGCCGUUGUAUCCCACCCUGCACUGCAUCAGAUACAUCCUGUUUGAUGUGGCAUUGAAGAACCUUCCACAGGACCAGUGCCUUCCUUACUGGCAGUCCUUCAUACAGAACCUUAUCACUACCUGUCUGGAAAUCUCCGAGAUUGUCUCCCCUGUUGUCCAUAACACAUCACCAGAGGGCAAUGUUCCAGUCGAGGCCAUUGGUGGCCUGGAUCUGGACACUCUAAUCGACCCAGACAGUCUGAAGGACGCUGAGCGGAGUAAGGAGACGGUGAUGCUGAUGCCGGAGUACCUUGUGGUCUGCUGCUGGAGAAACAUCAAGGAGGUUUCCCUCCUACUGGGGCAGCUCAAUCUGGCAACGCCCAUCUCUGACCCCCAGAGGUCUGACCCUGGGGGACUCUUAACCUGUGAUCAGAUACUGGUGAUGGGGGACUACUUCAAGAAACAGCUGCUGGAAUCAGUACAUAGGGGCGCGUUUGAGCUGGCUUAUGCAGGCUUUGUUAAGAUGGCCGAUAUGCUCUGGAGAAGUGAUAUCCAGGAGUUACACGAGUUACCACGGAGAUGGCUACAGGAAGUCAUGGCUGACAUCCAAGCAGAUGACCCGGAAUCUAAGCUGUGUUCUACUCGUCGGAGUGCUGGGGUGCCCUUCUACAUACAGACGUUAGUGACCACAGAGCCUAUCAGUACAGGGAGACCGUGCUUUAAACAGGCCAUGACUGAUCUCCUACAGAUGGCACUGUUAAACAAUAAGGGACAGGAGUCGGCCUCCAAUCCACAGGUGCAUGCUUUGAACACGCUGAGGUCGCUGUAUCGUGACACAAGACUUGCUGAUGAUGUGGCUCCUUUUGUAGCUGAUGGCCUGCGAGCGGCCAUAUUGGGCUUCCAGAAUCCAUUUUGGGCUGUGCGGAACUCUGCCACUCUUCUACUUAGUGCUCUAAUGACUCGUGUGUUCGGUGUCAAGAGAAGUAAGGACGAGGGAAGUGUGUCCAAGAAAAACUGUCAGACAGGGCGGGCCUUCUUCCACAGAUAUCCCUCUCUGUACAAGUUUUUGUUAGACCAACUAGCCGAAGCUACAGAAAAUAUUGGGAAGGGUGUGUUGUACCUCCAUCCAUCUCUCUAUCCCAUACUGAUGGUCCUCGGCAGACUGUUCCCAUCCCAUCUAGAGGGCGCCGACACCAGCCUCAAUCUGGCCGCGUUUAUACCCUACGUUAUUAAGUGCAGCUCCAGUGCUGUAUACAAGACCAGGAUCAUGUCAGCAAAGGCUCUACACCCAUUGGUUCUCCCAGAUCAGCUGACCUCGGUGCUGACUCAAUUACUGGACAUGCUUCCUGACUAUGUCACAAAAUCAAUCAAUCAGAAUCUCAUUCACGGACUUCUACCCCAGAUCCACCAGCUGAUUAAGACUCUACCUAGUGUUAGUGAGGCGGUCAGACUCCAGACUGGUCAUCUCCUGUUGUCUACCUGGUGUGAUAAACUCUGGCUCAUUACAAGAACUAACACCUGUGUCAUGACAAGAACUGAAGCUCUGAAUGUCACUUGUAGAAUUAUCAAAAUCUACAACACAGUUGAAGAUGUAGACAUUUUGUUAGCACUGAAGGCAGUAAGGGAAGGAUACAUGAAAGUCCUACAACAAGAGCUUGACCUAUUUCACCUUAAGGAUCGCCUACAAUUGGCUGGAUUCAGUGAGUUUGUGGUAGCAGUGGCAAGGUUGGAGUUGAUGGCAGACUGUGUAAAGGGAGGUAACUCCAGUAUAAUAUCCCUCCUCAGGAAAUUACUUCUGUGUGGGUAUUAUGAAGUGAGAAUGAUAGCAUUGGUGUUUAUCCGAGAUGUUUUCUGUGGUGGACAGUCCGAUGUUACUCAGUCGGACACUCGCAUGCUGGUGUUCCAGGAAGUGGAUGUUUCUAGUGAGUUUGGCAGAGAUCAGUUGGACUGUAUUAGAUGUGAGGUCGGAGAGUCCAUAGAUAUCCUGGAUCUACUAAUACGACGGGGCUUGUUAGAGGAGACUCACUACGAAUGUAUCAUCCAGGUGUUUGAAGUGCUGUCCUGCCAUCCUCUUCUGUGUACCAAGGAUUGGACCUCGUCUGUACAAUCUACACCACCGCAGAUACUGGAGACUUGUCUACAUAAGAUCCAGUCCAACCCGAGGGAUGAGAUCAGGGCAGCGGUGAUCCAGUUUACGGGCGUAGUGAUAAGAGCUGUGAUACAACACACACUUGAUGGGUUGUCCAGUUCAGGGGCAGAUAACUUAACACAGAUACAGCGAUGGUUGACAGUCCUCAAGGAGCACAGUUCCUCUGAGCAGUGUCCACUUCUACAGGUCAGCUGUGCCAAGGUCAUAGGUCAAAAUGUAGAUAUGCUGUUAGUUGAUGCCAACAACAAGUUAGGUGACCUGACCUUUGAGUUCUGGACAGUGUUGGUUAAUCUGCUCCAAGAGGAUGAUGGGCAAGUCAAGGAGGUGACCACUGAGGCUUUGUUCAAACUUUGUGAGGGCACAGGUGUAGUACAACCGUUCCUGUCUCUGGACCUGUUGAUUGGUCAGCUGGUCACUUACCAUGGCACUACAACUAGAUGGAAAGGAUGCUUGACCACUCUGGUCAACUGGAUUAAAGGAGAAAAUUCAGACAAUAGUGAAGUUGAAGAGAGACUAUUUGACAAAGGCGAGAUGAAUACCUACCGUGAGGAUGUGAUAUUUGUCCAGCUUGUCAUCAAACAUCUGACCAAACUCCUUCUUCUACUGACCAGUGGUCAAGAUCUUACAGAGGAUUCUAAUAACUAUCAGCCAGAAGGGAGGGGAGACAAAUCUACCUUUAAAAGUAUCAAAAAACUUGAUAAUGUGGUCAGCUGUAGUGAAAGACAUUUUCCUUCCCAGGAAAUUGACCAGACAAUUUAUAAAACUACCAAACCCUGACCCAGCAACAUUUUGUUUGUCAGAUAUAGAAAUAAUUUUCAAGGAAAUUUUAGACACUUUACACAAAUCCAUUGAAGCUCAGGAAGAAAUAACUGUGUCAUCACCAUUCUUGGAAGUGUCAUGGUACAGGACAGUGUUUCCAAACAUCUACAGGACCCUGAAGUUGAUGGACUUGGCCAAAUGCUUGAGUGCCACACUCAGUGAUCAAUGUGAUGUCAUUCGUUUGUGUAUUGGCGUCAAACUAGGGGCGCCAAACUCAGUGAUCAAUGCCCUGGUGUCUAGUGCACUGAUGUAACACAGUUAAGUGAUUAUAGUGAUAUACAUUUUUGAACUUUAUCCAGAAGUACGGUUCAACAUCUAUGAUGUUUUAUUGGUGAAAAAUGAAAUAAUAAAAAAUAAAGAAUUUUAACUUUGGA